UGUCCCUCUCUCUAUCCCUCUGUCCCUCUCUCUAUCCCUCUGUCUCUCUGUCUCUCUGUCUCUCUGUCUCUCUGUCCCUCUGUCCCUGUCCCUCUGUCUCUCUGUCCCUGUCCCUCCGCCUCCGGCGCGGCCGCUCCGGGGCCAGCGCAGAGCCCGCCCCGUGUCAGGCACGGCAGCAGCGCAGCUCCCCCGGCUCCGGGCAGGAUUGCUGCUCUGCUGCUGCUCUGCUGCUGCUCUGCUGCUGCUCUGCUGCCGCUCUGCUGCUGCUGCCGCCGGCAGCGGCUCCGAUGGGCAGUGCCGGAGCCCGGAGCAGCCCCGUGCGGGUGGCUCCGGCUGCCCCGGGCUGCCCGGGCCGGGCGGGCUCUCGGUGCCGGGGCUCUCCGUGCUCUCCGUGCCGGGGCUCUCCGUGCUCUCCGUGCCGGGGCUGCGGCUCCCCGGGACCAUGAAUUCUCCUGCUCGCACUGCCCGCGGCUCUGCAGCCACUUCGCGGGUCCAGAGAUGACUUUGAGCUGACUCGCCGAGGGACACGACCCCAGCUUGCUAUGGAGGAUGAAUUUUAAGAUGAAUACCUACCUUGGCGAUACAUCCAAUACAUCAAUACCGGGAUAUUUCAAAGGCUCUGCACUAAAUUAUGGCAAUUUUUCUGCAAACAACUCCAACGAGACAGGUAGCGACCUGGAUUCACCUGCCUUGGCCACCAGCAGGGCGAUCAUUGUGGGGCUGAUCCUCGGUGCCUUUAUUCUCUUUGCUAUCAUAGGUAAUAUCCUGGUAAUUCUCUCAGUGGCUUGCAACAGACAUUUAAGAAUCCCUACGAACUAUUUCAUCAUUAACCUGGCCAUAGCAGACCUGCUGCUGAGUUUCACUGUCCUGCCGUUCUCUGCCACGCUGGAAGUGCUUGGCUACUGGGUUCUGGGGAGGAUAUUCUGUGACAUCUGGGCAGCAGUGGAUGUGCUGUGCUGCACGGCCUCUAUUUUGAGCCUGUGUGCGAUUUCCAUCGACAGAUACAUCGGGGUGCGGUACUCCCUGCAGUACCCCACGCUGGUCACCAGGAGAAGGGCGAUUUUAGCUCUCCUGGGUGUCUGGGUCCUGUCCAUGGUGAUUUCCAUCGGGCCUCUGCUGGGCUGGAAGGAGCCGGCCCCGCAGGACGACAGGGAGUGCCGGAUCACCGAGGAGCCCUUCUACGCCCUCUUCUCCUCCCUGGGCUCCUUCUACAUCCCUUUAAUCGUCAUCCUCGUCAUGUACUGCCGGGUCUACGUCGUGGCCAAAAGGACUACCAGGAACCUGGAAGCUGGGGUGAUGAAGGAAAUGUCCAACUCCAAGGAGCUGACCUUACGGAUUCACUACAAGCACGUUCACGAGGACUCCUUGAACAACACCAAAUCCAAGGGUCACAACCCCAGGAACUCCUUAGCUUUCAAACUGUUAAAAUUCUCCAGAGAAAAGAAGGCGGCCAAGACGUUGGGAAUUGUGGUUGGCAUGUUCAUCCUGUGCUGGCUCCCCUUCUUCAUUGUCCUGCCACUGGGAUCCCUGUUUUCGGCUCUGAAGCCCCCUGAAACGAUCUUCAAGGUGAUUUUUUGGCUUGGCUACUUCAACAGCUGCUUGAAUCCCAUCAUCUACCCCUGCUCCAGCAAGGAGUUCAAGAGGGCUUUCAUCCAGAUCCUGAGAUGCCAGUGCCACCGGCGCAAGCAGCUGGGCUGGUGGCCCUACAGCUACAGAAACUGGAACCGCUGCUCCCUGGAGCACGCCCGGAGGGAUUCCCUGGAAGACAGCGGCAGCUUCCUGAGCGGCAGCCAGAGGACUUUAUCCUCGGCAUCGCCCAGCCCCGGCUACGUGAGCAGGAUCAGCCAGCCGCAGCUGGAGCUGUGCACGCUGCACGAGUGCAGGAACUGCAGCUCCCUGCUCAGCCCGGCCCGGGAGGGCGGCGGGCAGCAGGGCCACUGCCAGUUCUUCACCUUCCAGCCCCUGCCCGAGAGCAACGGGCACGGCCCCCAGGGCUCGGGGCGUGAGCCCACGGGCACGCCCUGAACGGCGGCGCUGCCCGCAGGGCGAGCCCCGCUGGAAGCGGCGGUUCCGAGCGCUCCGUGCCCUCCGGACACUGCCCUGCCUCACGCCAGGCCCGCGGGAAGCCGUGGAGCCGUGCUGGAUCCUCAGGAGAGCUCGGGAAGGGAGCAGGGAGGGACGGGGGCUUCGUGUCACAGCAGUGCCCAGGGCAGGGAAUGCCCGUAUUCCCCGUGAAUUCCCAGAGAAACCUUGUGAGCGUGAGCAGAGGGCGGGGAGGGUGCUGCACACGCCCUGGGAGGGGCACGCGGGACCCCUCAGGUGUCCCGGGAGAGCUGAACAGCCACACACACCUGUAUGGAGACAGCGUGAAAUGGGGUGGGCAGGGGGGGCCCAGCUGUGCCAG
Molecule: messenger RNA, 2404 nt
Organism: Vidua macroura (Pin-tailed whydah)
Lineage: Eukaryota; Metazoa; Chordata; Aves; Passeriformes; Viduidae
Gene: ADRA1B
Product: adrenoceptor alpha 1B
Exons: 2
Coding region: 550-2025 (491 amino acids)
Biological process (GO): cell-cell signaling; adenylate cyclase-activating adrenergic receptor signaling pathway; positive regulation of cytosolic calcium ion concentration
Cellular component (GO): membrane
Molecular function (GO): alpha1-adrenergic receptor activity
Source: RefSeq, a predicted model, not a curated record